Messenger RNA from Owenia fusiformis, 1223 nucleotides. The record is from the annotation of a GenBank genome assembly. NCBI's taxonomy places the organism in Eukaryota, Metazoa, Annelida, Polychaeta, Sabellida, Oweniidae.
CGAUUCCGUACGUUCUAUACCCGUCAGUUCUAUGCGUGAUGUACGGAGGUUUCUUCAUCCUUAUGACUAAUAUUCAACUUGGAAAUCUUCUCACGAGAGGGCGCAAUACCCUGAUAUGUAUUCUAGAUGGAGCAUUCGAUUCAAGCGCAUUCGUUUUACUUCUUGUCAAACUUGCAUACGAGGCUGGGAUAUCUCUACAAGCCACUUUCUUAACAAUCAGUGCCAUCUAUGGUAUUUGUAUUAUAAGUACGUUUCUGUGGUUACCACGAAAAGUUAUUCCAUAUCCAUUGCCAAAAAACUUUGCCAUGACGAUAUGCUCUUCGUGUGCACGUAACCGUGGUGGUUACGAAGUCAAAUCUGACCUCGAAAUAAGCACUGUGACUCAAAAUCCAAAUGUUGAAUUGAAUAAAACCAUCGGGUCGACAGAGGAUAAAGUACCAAACACCAAAGUUGGUUACCGUAUGCUUGAGUCGCCACCCCCUUUUAAAGUUGUUAUACAAUCGCCUAUAUAUUGGACAUGUGUUCUCUGGUUUUCGUCAACACACCAACGGAUCACCUUUUUCUUGGGGAACUUCAACUCAUGGAUAACAUACCUGACUUCAGACAAUACAAAAAACGUGAGUAUGUAUACAACAGUAUUCUCGUUUAUGUUAUUUGCGGCUGUUUUAAUCAGUCCUCUAUCUGGGCCAAUGCUUGACAGACGAACAACCGCCCCAAUCGGAUCCCUUGCUUUUAAAUUAGAGAAAAUUCGUCAUUUCAUACCAAUCUUUUAUCUCAACAUCGGCCUUGGUGUCCUGCUUUCUGCAUGUGCGGCCAUUCCUGUGUUAGAGCUACAAUACCUUACAUUCGUAGUGUUUGUUUUUCAUAGGACCUUUAACUACGGCCCUGCAUCGGCAUUCCUUGCACAAGCAUUUCCAAGUCAACAUUUUGGUAAGCUUUAUGGUAUUAUGUUUACUACGGGUGCUAUUGUAAGUUUGCUGCAGUACCCUCUGUUCGUUUGGAUCAAAGGACCACUAAAGAAUGAUUCCAUGUGGGUUCAUAUACUUCUGCUUUGUACUGCUGCUGUUUCGGUAAUCCAUCCCAUCAGUGUAUGGCUCUAUUGUCGGAAAAAUGAUAGUCCUCAGAAUCCGAGUUUUGGCCCAGUUUUCCUUGGUAAAUUGACAAGUAAUAAUGGCUCGGAUUCGAGGCGGUGUCAUUUUCUUCUCAGCCUGGGGUGUACUUGA